Messenger RNA from Thunnus maccoyii (southern bluefin tuna), 14920 nucleotides. RefSeq names its product kinesin family member 13Ba (gene kif13ba). The transcript has 40 exons. The record is from RefSeq and is a predicted model, not a curated record. Gene Ontology annotation, molecular function: ATP binding; microtubule motor activity; microtubule binding. Gene Ontology annotation, biological process: regulation of protein localization; microtubule-based movement. The coding region runs from base 930 to 6368 and encodes 1812 amino acids. Lineage: Eukaryota; Metazoa; Chordata; Actinopteri; Scombriformes; Scombridae. Gene Ontology annotation, cellular component: adherens junction.
AGUGCCUUUUCCCUUUUUUAUUUUUAUCUAAAAGAAAAGUAGUUCUAGCUGUUAUUUGCUGUAUUUCUCGGGGAUAGCCUUUAAAGUUAUAAGUGGACUUCUGACUAAACUGACCGGCACUUUUACUCCUUAACUUGACGUUAACGGUCCGGCUUGUGUAACGUCCCCCUGUGGAUACUGGCAUAGCAACCGCAAAAAUAGCUCAACUUUAAGAAUACGAAUAACGUUAGACGGAUGUUGUAAUGUUUAAACAAAUUGUUUAAAUACAGUAACACUAACAGGUUUAGUGUCUCAGAGUGAACAAGUGCUUUUUCUAUAGGUACACCCGUAUUUAUGGUCUGUAAAAUGCAGCAGGAGCAGAAGUGAGACAACCAUGCCAGUAACGUUAAAUAUUAGCUAAUUUCGACUAUUUCGAUUACCCAGCUAAUAUAACUCUUAAAACUAGAUUUAACUCUAGAUGUGUGAACACUUGAAAUCGGUCCCUGGUUUACGGCAGGACACGGAGGCGGAAGGGCGGAUGCUGCUGCCUGCUUCAGCUGGACACAGGGAGGACAUUGUGGACUGCGUUGGGAGGCUGUAGAUCAUCGCCAGGCGGUUCUCUGGGGAUCUCUCUCGGCUGUGCAUGUAGGGUAACGGUGUCACCUCUGGGAUGAAAGCAACACGCCUCCACACCUCUGUGGAUCCAAAUUAGCCAGGAAUAUGAGCAGAAGAAGAGGAUAAGCAGCGCGGCGGCUUGCUUCCUGCGGGAUUUUUGUCCAGGCUUUUUGUUUUUCCGUGGACAUGCCUGGUCUAUGGAGCAAAGCUGAGCGAAGCUAGCUGGCCGACUGUCCGGCUAGCGCACCAUUUCCAGGCUUUUGGAUGAUUGUUUAGCUGAAGAGCUGGUUUAUUUUGGAUCAGCGCUACCUCCACCCCGUGGUAAAGGAGUCAGCAUGGGGGAGCCCAGCCUGGACGACUCCAAUGUCAAGGUGGCUGUUCGUGUACGGCCCAUGAACAGGAGAGAAAAGGAAUUAAACACUAAAUGUGUCGUGGAGAUGUUAAAGAACCAGACGAUCCUCCAUCCUGCGGGGACCAACCUGGGCAAGGGAGACUCCAGGAGUCAGUCCAAGGUCUUUGCCUAUGAUUACUGUUUCUGGUCCAUGGAUGAGACAGAUAAGGAAAAAUUUGCCGGCCAGGAGGUGGUGUUCCAGUGCCUUGGGGAAAGUCUUCUCCACAAUGCCUUCCAGGGCUACAAUGCCUGUAUCUUUGCCUAUGGACAAACUGGUUCAGGAAAGUCGUACACCAUGAUGGGUUCAGGGGACCAGCCAGGGCUGAUUCCCCGGCUUUGCAGUGCUUUGUUUGAACGAACCCAGAAGGAACAGCGGGAGCAGGAGAGUUUUACCGUUGAGGUGUCCUACAUGGAGAUCUACAACGAAAAAGUCCGGGAUUUGCUGGAUCCCAAAGGGGGCAGACAAACUCUGAGGGUGAGGGAACAUAAAGUUUUGGGUCCCUAUGUGGACGGCUUGUCUCGGCUAGCUGUGGCUAGCUACAAGGACAUUGAGUCUCUGAUGUCAGAGGGGAAUAAGUCUCGGACUGUCGCUGCAACCAACAUGAAUGAGGAGAGCAGUAGAUCGCACGCUGUCUUCAACAUCAUCCUCACACACACACUAAAAGACUUGCAGUCUGGGACGAGUGGUGAGAAGGUGAGUCGGUUGAGUCUGGUAGACUUGGCGGGAAGUGAGCGAGCAGCAAAAACUGGAGCAGCAGGAGAACGACUAAAGGAAGGAAGCAACAUCAACAAGUCUCUGACUACGCUGGGUCUGGUGAUCUCAGCACUGGCUGAACAGGGAACCGCCAAGAACAAGACCAAGUUUGUUCCUUACAGAGACUCUGUGCUGACAUGGCUGCUGAAGGACUGCCUGGGGGGAAACAGUCGCACAGCGAUGGUUGCAACCGUGAGUCCUGCUGCAGACAACUACGAGGAGACGCUUUCGACUCUGCGCUACGCCGACCGAGCAAAGAACAUCGUCAACCAUGCUGUUGUUAACGAAGACCCCAACGCUCGCAUCAUCAGAGAGCUUCGAGAGGAAGUAGAGAAACUACGAGUACAACUGACCCAGGCAGAGUCUUUGAAAGCUCCAGAGCUGAAAGAGCGUCUGGAAGAGUCAGAGAAGUUGAUUCAAGAGAUGACCAUCACUUGGGAGGAUAAGCUUCGCAAAACUGAGGAGAUUGCACAGGAGCGUCAGAAGCAGUUGGAGAGUCUGGGUAUUUCUCUCCAGUCUUCAGGGAUUAAAGUUGGAGAUGAUAAGAGCUUUCUUGUCAACCUUAAUGCCGACCCUGCUCUCAAUGAACUGCUGGUGUACUACCUGAAGGAACACACAAAGGUGGGCUCAGCAGACUCUCAGGACAUCCAGCUGUGCGGGAUGGGUAUCCAGGCAGAGCACUGCGUCAUCGACAUUACAGCAGAUGCUGCUGUCAUCCUCAGCCCCUACCGCAACGCUCGGACCUGUGUAAAUGGUUCUCCAGUAACCAGCGCUCUGCAACUUCACCACGGUGACCGAAUCCUCUGGGGAAACAACCACUUUUUUAGGAUCAAUCUGCCUAAGCGACGCUCUCGUACAGCAGAGGAUGACGAUGGUGAGGGUGGCGUGAUGAAGAACAGCGGAAGCAGUGAGCAGCUGGAUGCAGACGGUGACACGGCCAGUGAAGUGUCCAGUGAAGUCAGCUUCUCCUACGAGUUCGCCCAGACGGAGGUCAUGAUGAAGGCCCUCGGCAACAACGACCCCAUGCAGGCCGUCCUCCAGUCUCUCGAGAGGCAACACGAAGAGGAGAAGCGCUCCGCUCUGGAGCGACAGAGGCAGAUGUACGAGCAGGAGCUCCAGCAGCUCCGUCGGAAGUUGAACCCAGACCGUCUGUCCACAGGCCAGUCUGGAGCGCCGGCUUCUGGCCAGCAAGCACCGGGACAGCAGCCUCACUACCGCAGCCUGGAGAGACUCAGUACAGGAAGCAUGUGCCAUUCGACCAGUGCUCAGAGCAGACUGAGGCAGUGGAAUGAGGACAGGGAGGUGGUGUUGGUGAGGAGUUUGCGGAGGUUGCGUGAGCAGAUAGUGAGGGCAAACCUCUUGGUGCAAGAAGCCUUUUUCAUCUCUGAGGAGCUGGAGCGACACACAGAAUACAGAGUCACCCUGCAGAUCCCGUCAGACAACCUCAACGCAAACCGCAAGAGGGAUGCUGUACUCAGUGAACCAGCGAUUCAGGUUCGACGUCGGUGUCGAGGGAAGCAGAUCUGGAGUUUGGAGAAGAUGGAGAACCGUCUGGUGGACAUGAGGGAGCUGUACCAGGAGUGGCAGGACUACCAACUCCAUGAUCAUGACGACCCUGUGAUGCGCUCAUAUUUCCGUCGAGCAGAUCCAUUCUUUGACGAGCAGGAAAACCACAGUCUAAUUGGGGUUGCCAAUGUCUUCCUCUCCUGUCUCUUCUACGACGUAAAGCUGCAGUAUGCUGUUCCCAUCAUCAACCAGAAGGGGGAGGUGGCAGGGCGUCUUCAUGUGGAGGUGGUGAGGGUUGGAGGGGGUUUAGAGGACAACAUGGCUGGAGGAGAUGAACCUGACAAUAACCAAGAUGAAAUCCAGGACCGCAAAUUAGUCUGCAUGAUUAAGAUCCUGCAGGCCACUGGUCUGCCCCAGUACCUGUCCAACUUCGUCUUCUGUCAGUACUCAUUCUGGGACCAGACUGAGCCCAUCAUCGUGGCUCCUGAGGUAGACCCAUCGUCGUCGUCACCCAGCACCAAGGACCCACACUGCAUGGUGGUGUUUGACAGCUGCAAGGAGCUGGCAGUGUCAGUAUCGGAGGAUUUCAUUGAAUACUUGACUGAAGGGGCGGUCGCCAUUGAGGUGUAUGGACACAGACAGGCUGAUGCAGGCAGGAACCCUGCCCUGUGGGACCUCAGCAUCAUUCAGGCUAAGACGCGUACACUACGAGACAGGUGGAGCGAGGUUACACGUCGUCUGGAGCUGUGGAUUCAAAUCUUGGAGAUUAACGAGAAUGGAGACUUUGUCCCAGUUGAGGUGAUUCCUGCUAAAGAUGUCCGGACCGGAGGAAUCUUCCAACUUCGGCAGGGUCAGUCAAGGCGAAUCCAGGUGGACGUGCGUUCAGUUCAGGACUCGGGCACCAUGCCUCUGAUAUCAGAGAUUGUGCUUGCAGUGUCAGUGGGCUGUGUGGAGAUCAGGCCCACCAUAACCAACCAGGAAGGAGAUGAGAUGGACAGUUAUCAGGAAGGAGAUCUGGAUCGUUUACGACGUCAGUGGUUAGUUGCUCUCACCAAGAGACAGGAAUACCUGGACCAACACCUGCAGAGCUUGGUCAGCAAAGCAGAAAAAACAGAAGAUGACAUGGAGAGAGAGUCUCAGCUGCUGGAGUGGCGCUUAACUCUGACAGAGGAGAGAAACGCUGUCAUGGUGCCCUCUGCUGGCAGCGGCAUUCCUGGAGCACCUGCUGAAUGGGUUCCUCUGCCAGGCAUGGAGACUCAUAUUCCUGUCCUCUUCCUGAACCUCAAACCUGAUGACCUCAGCUCUCAAGACCAGUUUGAGGUCCCUGAAGCUGGAGGUUGGGAUGCCACCUUGAGUGGAGAGGAUGAGGAUGACUUCUUUGACCUGCAGAUCGUCAAACACUAUGAUGGAGAGGUGAAGGCAGAGGCGUCAUGGGACUCCACCGUUCAUGAGUGUCCGCAGCUCAGUCGCGGGGGAGCUUGGCCAGAGCAGCGGGUGUACCUGACGGUUCGAGUAGUGGUUCAGCUAAGCCACCCCGCCGACAUGCAGCUGGUGCUGAGGAAGAGGAUCUGCGUCAACGUUAACCCUGGGCGUCAGGGUUUUGCCCAAAACUUACUCAAAAGGAUGUCCACCCGCAGCACCAUACCGGGCUGUGGGGUCACCUUCGAGGUGGUCUCUAACAUACCCGGGGACGCCCCCGGUUCAGAAGACAGAGAGAUGCUGGCUCGGCUCGCUGCCAGCGCUCACAACAGCCAGUCAGGUGAUGAUGAGGCUGCCAUUGAGAAAUACCUCCGCAGUGUCCUCAGUCUGGAGAACAUCCUCACUCUGGACAGACUCAGACAGGAGGUGGCAGUAAAGGAACAACUGACUUCUAGAGGGAAAAGCAACAGACGGAGUCUAAGUUCUCCAUCUGUCCACAGGCUGUCUGGAAGUAGACAGGACCUGUCCACAACCUGCCUGCUGGACGAUAAGGGUCGAUGGGAGAGCCAGCAGGAUAUCUUUAUGCCCUCUCAAUUUCACCGCACCCUCCCCCGUCCUGCCUCCUCUCCUUCCACCUACUCUACCUCCCCUUCUUCAUCCCCUACUCCCUUCGCCUCGAGCCCACCACAGAACCAGGAACCAGAGCAAGGUCGUUCAGGACUUGCUGCCUCUUAUCUUUCAGUUAAGGCGCUGGUUCCUCAGAUGCCCAAACUGCUCAAGUCUCUGUUUCCAGCACGAGAUGACAAGAAGGAGCUGAGACCUUCGCCGCACAACCAGCAGCACAUGCCUCGUAUCAUGCCGUCAUCAGGAGGGGACGACAACAGAGUGAAGGCUGAGACGGCUGCUAUUCUACGGCCCCCAACCAAAGACAGGCGGGCAGAGUUCCCAGAAGUCCCUCCUCUUCCUGUGCAUGACCCGCAUGACACCACACCCCUCAGCCCCCUCAGCCAGUCGUCAAGCGGCUACUUCUCCAGUAGCGUCUCUACAGUUACCCUGUCUGACGUUCUCCAACCCUCCUCCUCGUCCUCCUCCCUCCUGGCUGCUGAGACUACGUUACCCACAAACCCCCAGCACCAGAGCGCUGACAGGAACGAUGCUAUGACCGCUCCUUCUCAGUGUGGCACCAACAAGAUGGCCACCGUCGCUCCUCCCACCACUUCCCACAGCUCAGCCAAUCACAACAAUGUGACCGCAGAAAACUCUUUCUCCAAACAGAAGCUGCUCAACUCAGGAGGAGGAGGUGGCGGCGAAGGUUUUGAAAGGCUGGAGAUCUUUGUGGACGAUGAAGAGCGUAACCAUGACGACGUGCUGCCCGAGUGGCUGACGGAAGGCGUGUAUGUUACAGUAGGGAGCAAUAAGGCGGGGACAGUGCGCUACGUGGGAACGACGCAGUUUGCUGAGGGAGUGUGGGUGGGGGUGGAGCUCGACACUCCUGUAGGUAAGAAUGACGGUUCAGUCGGAGGCCAUCGGUAUUUCCAGUGUAAACCAGGUUACGGGGUGCUGGUUCGCCCAGACCGGCUGUCUUGCCGUGAUCGCACCAGUCGGCGGACGGGAGACUUCGCAGCUCCAGCCCACGUCCCCGUCCUGCGAGGAGAAAGCAUUGUUGCCCGCCGGGGGGAGAACCGCAAGUCCUGGAGCAGUUGAAACAGGGAAACAAGGAGCUGGUUGGGAGAGAUGAACUCCCCAAAGCCCUCCUCUUCCUCCUCCUCUCUUCUUCCUCCUCCCAGCUAUGCAACUGGCUCACACAUCAGAACUGAUAUACUGCCUACCCUCUUAUAGUUGGAAACUACACUCACUACAUCCGUUCACGGUUAACAGAUGGAAAUAAAAUCUUUAUGAUAAAGACAGUAAAGAGACUAUUCAGAGCAAAUGCAAGUAAGUCGAUGAAAGACUAUGCAGAGUAUAUAGAAGUCCAUGGAAGGACUGUUUAUCAUAAUUACGGUAAGUGGGGAAGAUAAAUGAACAGCAGUCAGUGGGAAGACUGCUGAGAGUGAAUGGAAGUCAUAUUGGGAGUGUCGGAGCUCUCCUGGGUUGUGGAUUGGAUGCCUCAGGGCUGCUUCCUAUAUACAGGGAUGCAAACUAGUCACGUUUUAGGCAGAACAUUUUUUUUUUUUCCACAUCUGUGAAUUGUCUAAAUUUGAAGAUAAUUUGAGUGAGAGUCUAAUUAAGAGCAGGAUAACAAACAUGUUUAUCAGCAUAAAAAAAAAUUUCCAGUUAGAUGCUGGCAGAUAGACUUCUCCACAUUUUCUUCAUCAUUCAUGAUGGAAAUCAUUCAUUAUGAGGGAAUCAUUACUAGAAAAUAUCAAGAAUAUAAAAGAGGAAUCAAAAAGAAUCAAAUAGAAAAUACCUGAAAAUGGAUUAAACCUCAAAUCACAGCAGACUGCAUUAUUCUGACCUGUGAUGUGUUUGCAUACCUGGAUAUGGGACACCCAUCUGUUCUUCAGAUGUCCCAGAAUCCCCCUGCUCCUGCUGCCACUCCCCUGAACUCUGCAGGUCCAGUCUGUGGACUGACACUUUGGCUCUUUAUGCGAGACUCGUCUCUCCCUCCUGGACUCCCGUUUCUUUUCUUCUGAAGAUGGAUCCUCCCAGAAUGUGCCUUCACCACGGCUUGGUUUGCAUUUGUUUUUCUUCAUAUUUAAUUUCUAUUAGCUGUGUUUGUGUUUUAAGAGAAUGCCUUGUGCUAAGUGUGAGGUGAUCUCAGGGACUGCAGAGGGGAAAAGGACGAGAAGGUGUGUGUGUGUGUGUGUGUGUAUGUAUUUGUAUAUGUUGUACAGUGUUGCCCUGUGUGCACAAAUAAGGUUUAAGUGUCGUGUUAUUGUUAAAAUGUGUGGAGCAGGAGAUGUCGUGUCCUCAUUGGACCCAGCCACUGUGGGAGCGAGUCGCUUGUACUGGGAGGCUUUAAAAGUUUAUUUUUGCACUGGAGACGUCGGGAGUCUUUCCACAGGGAUGUAGGAUAAGAAGUGUCUGUAUGUGAACAGUUUGGUCCGAAGUCACGAUGCAGCCAGACAGAGAGGUGUCGGAUGAGUUUACAGAUCCCUCGAACCAACCGCGGUAAUGUGACGAUGGUGGAAAUAGAAUAGAUUCUCCAUCUGUGUGUGCCAUCUGGAUGUUGUUUUUCUGUUCUCGUAAGCACAUUUGCUGGUCCUUCAUAAGUGGCUGAUGACAUUCGGACACAGGGAGGCUCUGUGAGAGUAAUACUGUUGGUGGUUAAACAGGCAGGUGUACAUGAUGAGGAAAAGAAAGUGAGAAGGACACGCUGAAGCUCUGCUGGGUGCUUCAUGCUGGAGAGUUAAUUUGCUUCUAUGCAUUUGAUCAGUUUUUAAAAGAAUCUCGGUUUAAUCUUUGAUUUCUAAACGACUGACACAACUGGGAGAAGGAGAUGUACAUUUUGGGAAAGUAUUGAUCAUGAAAAGCAUUUCUGACUGAUUUAUUCCUGACACGUCUGUUGAGGAAAAUUUAAUGUGAUGUGAUGUGAUGUGGUGUACUUUGCUUUGUUUUUUCUUUUAAUUAGAUUUUUUUUUUUUUUAUUGAACAUCACAUUCCAGAGGGACUUAAACGUUUUAUAGUGACCUUAUCCCUUAUUAUUUAUACAUGGAAAAGCAUUGGCAGUUUCUUACUUUAUGAAUUCCAUCAAUUCAUAAAGAAUGUAGACAGAGCGCACAUGUGCCUCCAAUACUUUUCCAAUAGUUAAAGGGGCACUCGAUUUACACAUAAAGUAGAGGUUACUGUUGUGUGACGUCUUGUGUAGCUCUGGAGGGAGUCUGAUAAAAUAACCCUGAUGAUGUCAUCAGGGUUACUACAGAGAAUUUAAAACAGAGUCAGCGUUAAAAGUGCAGAGUUUGAUAAACGUGGGCUUUUAUCAGGUGGGGAGGAUCUAACUAAAGAUGCGAUCAAGUUGCAUCAUGGGAAAUGUAGGAUCCAGUGUUUCCAGUGAGCUUGACUCAUAUCUCAGCCUCUGCUACUUUGAUUUUUGACUCUUUUGUCUGUCUCUCGUUAAGUGCUAUUGCUGGAGUGUCCUCUGAGACUAGACUGAGGUCUGAGUAAAGUGUUUGGUUCGAGUCGAUGUCUCACCAUGUGAGCAACAGGCGUGUGCUGAAAGGUUGAUUUCAUGGUGGAAAAUGAAUAUUUCAACAUUAUUUGGGAUACUUAAGUACUGUGUCCUCAUAUCCUGACAAACCUGAACAUUUUAGCUGUUUCCAUGGUGACAUGUAGUUUAUCUGUGUAUACUAAAAAAAAAGUGUCUAAAGAUUUCUGAUGUGAUGAGAUGACGAUGCAUAUAGAUACAUUAUCUGGAAUACAUGUGCAUGUAAAAGGCACUCAGUAUGUCCAAACACUAUCAUUGGAUGUUUUUCCAUUCCUUAUCAUCACACGUCUUCUUAAUCUGAGAGGCGUGAAUUUACUAUUUAUAUUUAAACGCUUGUACACAUGCCUUUAUCGCAUGAAAAUUGAUAAAAAAGCCUUUUAUAUUUUAAUAAAUGUUGCACAAAUGAUUCCAUGAAAAUUGCUGCUAUUAGCAUUGUAAAUUUACCUGUAAAUGGAUCAGUCGAAUCAUGGAGUCGUAUGUCUUACUGUGUGCUAGAUUGGAAGUCAAAUAGUUUGUUUUUGUUUUUUUUUUUAAUUCCCAGAUGGAGAAACUAAACUUUGGUUCGGUGGCCAAUGUAUUUUUUAUGAAGCAGUAAAAUUCCUAAAAAUGAGGCACUUUGUGGUUUGAGCCUUGAAGAAGAGAUGCUGGGUGAAAAAUCCCUCCUGCAUUGGAUUUUAAAGAGGAAUGAGAGGAAACUAUAAUGUUGGAUUUGCAUUGAAGUCUGAGAGGAGGAGAUGAUAUAUCAUCAUAGUCUAGUUUAUUAUCUGUGUAUUUAUUAUCCAGUAUCUUCAUGGCCUUAAAGCCCGGGACCUGGGAGUCCUCUGAUUGGUUGGUUACUGUAGGUGGUUGUUGGCAGGUUGUGAAGUGGUUCGUUGGUUCGGGUUUUUUUUUUUUUUUUUAUAAUAUUGUGGUUCAUAACAGUUAUGUGGUAAUAAAGGAAAGGAGUAAAGUUUUCUCGUGUGUUUGGAUAUGUGUGUGUGUGUGUGUGUGUGAAUGUUGGGUGGAGCAGGUUUUGAAUCAGUUGUGUCCGCGCGUCUUUGCCAAGAUGGGAAAUGACCACCAGCUGCCACUUUACAUACUUACGACACACAAGCUGGUAGCGACAAACCUCCUACACAUCCUGCCAGCUGGUCAAACUGUGGAACUGGCUGCUGGUUUUGAAAACGUACCAGUUCCUGCGGCCGCUGGACUUUCCCAUCCUGGUUUUUGUCCCGGGCACAGUUAUAGGGGUUUGAGAUCACUUCAGGCUUCUGGAUGUUCCUUUAUGUUAUUGUGCCUCAGAAACCAUGUGACCAUGUAUCUCCCACACACUGUUUUCAUAUCAACGCUUCAGUUCAUUUGCACAAAAGCCUCCAGACAGAAUUGAAGAGUUCAUCUCUGGAAAACUUGUACAUGUAAGAUGAAAAAUCCAACCUGGAUUUUAUGAUUCAGUGUUCUCAAGUUACCUGUUGUUUGAAUUUCACUUAAAUGGUUUUCAUUGUCAUCCUUUCAAUACAACAGUUUGACUUGUUUGGGUUUUUUUUUUUUUUGGUCACAACAAACACAUUUGUUGUACAAUCCUGCAGCAAACACUCUCCUCUGUCAUUCUCCACAGUUUGCAGCAUCAUAAAUGUAUUUCUUUAUUAGAUGAAGUGUGACAUUAGAUGGAAAGCUUGUGGGCUGCAUGAUGCACACAUGAUCCACAGAGCUGUAAAAAAUAAGAAACUAUAAUUAAUAAUAAUAUUUUGCUCAGAACAGACUAGAUUUGGUAACUUUGUUUCAGUGGUCUCAUCACCAGAGAUUAAAGUGAUACUUUAGUGAGUGUAUCAACCAUCAGAACCACAUUUAGUGCUAUUUUUAUUGAUGUGAUUGUGUCCAAGCAUUUCCAGACUGCAUAUUGAUCUGUACGAGUCUUCUGCUCCCAACAAUGUUUCUUUUUUUUUUUUCAUGGUUUUAUUUUUGUCUGUUUCUUUUGUUGUCUUAAGAGUUCCGGUCUUGCUCAGAAUCGGUCCCAUAUCUUUGCGCCUAAUGUUGCAUUUCCUGCAGCUCUGCCAACCUUGGGAUCGCUGGUCUGGAGCUAAAUAUCCUCCGCCUUAACGUGGCCUUCCACCUGGAGCCAGACUGGUUUUAGCAGGAAUAAUCCCAGCUCUCUAACUAAACACAUUACUGUUAGAGAGCGUCAUUCCAAAACAAUACGAAUCCACUCAGUUUACUGUUUGAAACAACAUAAAAAUACUCCCAUCUUCUAAAAUAGCCAUUUAGUCGUGAGUCAUUUGGUCGCGGGAGCUGUCAGGUUUUAUUACUGCCUUUUCAACCGGAGGGAAGGUCAUCGUGUCGCUUCCCGGUGACUGCUGUCAAACCUCAGAGUGAGAAAAAGCCCGACUUCCAACGCAGGGAAUUUUAUAUAAAGGCAGAAAAUCAUCCAAAUCUGUGAAAUGACACCCCACCACUGCCCUACAGCAGCGUGCCUGUCAGCUUCUGCCUGCCUGGGAUCAGCAUGCUGCCAGCCACAGAUCUGAGGUUAAAAUAACAUAGUAACAGCAGCAGGAUUUUUUUUGAUUGGCCACUUGAGAGAUAAAACAUUUUCCUGCCUUGGUAGUGAGUGUUUCACCUUUUUUACUACCUCUUUCUCGCCUGUUCAGAGCGUUCUGCCAACUUCUUCCCUGCGGAGGCCUUGUUCGGCUGACACCUGCUUGAAGUGGCUGCACCCGCUUCCCUUUCUGUAUGUUCUCAAAUAUUAGAAUAAACCACACAAACAAGCAAUACGCAGCCUUUCUGCAGCUUCUUUUUAGCACUGGGAUCUGCUUUCCAGGAAAACUACGAUUCAGCUCCUCCUGUCGGUGCGUUUUAAAGGCAGUCGGUAUCAGCAGUCGUAUUAACGUGCGCUGCGUCAUGGUGGAAGUAGAGAGGGGUUUGGUGCUUGCUUGUCAGGGAGUUUUAUUAGAAUUAUGUUACUCCUCCAGUCCCUGUAACCUUUCAACUGCAGGGAAUAAAGAAACCUUUUAAUAAUGGAGCAUGAGGUUAACGUUAUUCACUAGGAGUCCCUGCCUCAUCCUGGACAACAGUAUUAUACCAUGAUCAUCCUAACUAAUCGUUAUCAAUCAUGUUUGUCGGCUCUGUGGAGCGGGUUUGUCUUGAUGUGUCAUUUGUAUGUGUGAGUGCACCGUUGGAAUGGUUCUAUGUAUGUAUGUAUGUGUAUAUAUGCGCAUAUUAAGACUUAUAAAAAGAAAAUCUGAGCACAAGUGUGGGUUUUGAUUAAUUUAAUUGUUUUAUGUAAUAUGCUGCAAUCCAAAGAAUAAACAUGUAUUAUAUAAUACAUUUUUUAUCAUCUGAACAGUAAUCUGGUAAGAAAAAAAUAAAAAAGAAAGAUUAACAGAGUAUUUGUUCUUUAUUUGUACGGAACUGAUUUAGUGUUUAAAGAAAUGUGCAGAGUUGUGAGACUGUAGUAAAAACUGACAAACUGACAACUUGUAGCAGCUCUGGAGGUAAGUGGUGCCUCAUGUUAACUGUUAGUCUAUUUAUUGUUUUUUAGCUUGGUGAGAUAAAUAAUAAACGCCUGACAGAUUUCUGUUCAACAUCGUUCGCCCAACAGUCCAAAACCUAAAAACAUUCAACAAUGUUGUAAAACAAAAAAAGGCAAAUCUUUUUGAGAAGCUUAAUUAGUUGAUUAUCAAUUGUUGCAGAUUAAUUUUCUGUCCAUCAACCAAUUGAUUGACUUAUUUCAGCUCUAAAAUUCAAUAAAUAAUCAAUUAAAUAAUGUUGACAAAACAAUCAACUCAAGGUCCACUUGCCUGUACAGAAGCAAAGAAAGAUCAUUAACUUUGUUUUUUAAAAAUUGUCUGAAUUUCAGAUUCCAAUAUGAGCAACUUGGUUUUUUUUGACUUGAAUUAUUUUCAGAUCUGUAAAUGAUUAGUUGAAUUUGAGCAGCUUGAUUAUAGUUUUUUGAAUAUAGAAACACUUAAACCUUCCAUCACAAUUUGUAAACCCUUAAAAAAAGUAAUUAAAUCAAAUUAAACAGAAUGAUGUCAGUGAUUUUACAUUUCAACAAAUAUUCAGUAAAGAUUAAACUGGACAGUUUGUAUUUCAGUUGCUUCACAGAUUCCUUACAGCGUCUUUGUUUUUGUGUACCUUCUUUACCGGAGCUUUCAAAAGUAUCACUUGGUCUUUACUGGUGGAUGGAGUUUGCUCAGUUUCCAUGGAGAUGGAUUCAUUGACGUAAGCUCAGAAGAUCAUAGUUAGUUUGGUCAUUUGCCAUGGAGCUAACUUCAUCCGCUGAUGAGGGCUGUGUGAUACGGUUGAAAGACCUAGAAAAAUCUAGUAAGUGGACCUUGAGUUGGGAUUAUUAUUCACAUAACGAUGUUGAAGGUCAAGAACUAAAGUGAGAUUAAUCAAAGCUCAUUCUAGGCUGUACAGCUGACCAGAUCAUUUUAAAAAGCACAAAAAAUAUAUUUUCAGCUUCUUGCUACAGUAAAUGUUCAUUAUGUUACAUGAACACAAAAUUAUCGGUCAAAGUUGGCACCACUUUUGUUUUUCUCAUGACAUUUUUUCUCUGCUUUUCUCGCGGCUUCACCAGCAGAGUUUGUGUGUAGACAAAUAAAUCUGAGACAAAACACCAAGACUCACUGCAUGGACUCUGAUCAGCUUUUAUUCCCUUGUAAAUAGAAUAUCAAUAAAAACACACCUUAAAAAUAACGAAUAAGGUUUAUCCAACAGAUGAAAAAGUAACAAAAGGCAUAUGUAGUUUUUCUACAUAGCGGUUACAGAACAGUCUACCGUCCAAAAAAGGCACUAAAUCUUGAAAUAGAAGAGAACAGGAAGGGAUUAAAAAUCAAUUCAAACUGAUACAACAAAUAUCCUGCUGAGGUUUAUUUUUCAUUUCAUAGAGAAUUAUUGAAGAGUUUAUUGCCAAAAUGAAAUACUAACCACCAAGAAAAUCUAAAAGAACAUUUUGAACCAAAUGUUCCUUCUUUUUUUUUAGCAGUACUUCCAGUCAUUGGUUGACUAAAGGAGAACAUCAAGACUAGAACGUCUGCAUUUUAUGUUGAAUGCAUGAAUGAUAAAAGUCCUUUUUUUCUCAACUAAAUAAAACCAGUAUUUUGGAAUAUAACUCUUCAAAUGUCAUACUGCAUUUCAUGUGUUCACAAUGACAAAGGUAGGAGACAGACAACUGCAACAUUCACAUCUGAGGCCUGAACAGACUGAAACCACGAUGACACCAGAUCCACAGACUUUCUCUUUGUUCAGACAGCAGAUCUCAGAUCAGAUCAAACCAUGAGCGACAUGCACCCAAGCAGCUAAUUCUGUCACAUUAACAACCGCAGUGACAGUGGAUACAUCUCCGAUCCAAACAGUGUCGUUAAUAUUUACUGUUCUGUCUGUGUUGAGGGACAGAAACACUGCCAGAGGAGGAGACAGUACUGGCAGCUGGAUUUGGCAGGAAAAAGACAAACAUGAUUAAGAUACAGUCAAUGCCAGGAGCUGCAUCCACAGGUAUUUCAGGUAUCAAACCCAGUCUGAACUGAAACAUCUGCUGCUUUGUUUCUGUGGAGAACCAACGAACCGUCCUUUCAGACGAGAACAGUACAACAAGGCAACAGAGGACAGAAGGCCGAUAGUAAAACUGCAUUUUAACUGAUAAAAAGCAGACACGCUGCGUCAGGUCAGUGCUGUCAGAAGCAAAGUGCACAUGAGUAGCCUGACACAGUGUGAAUACAGCUGAAGAACAAAGGCUUCGUCUGAUAACAGAAAAAAAUGGAAAAAGAGUGAAAAAUGGUAUAAUUGAGUUUCUAAUUCAUGAUAACUUUGAGUUACUAUGCAUUUUAAGUUGAUAUAACCAGAUUUUCUGGCGCUCUGUUGUUUGUACAAGUAUGAGGCCAAUUUAGGAUUAAAAAGCACUUUUCAUAUUUUGUCUUUAAAAUGACUAAAAAUUACACUAAAAAACUACUUUUUCCACUUCACAACAAUUUACUGCUUCAGAACUCAGAAGUACAACUUCAGGAGAGGACCAUGAAGGCAGCAAGUGAAAUGAUUUAAAAUAAUCUCAAAACAGCACGUUGUCUUAAAGGAAUCAAUCGAUUCCCUUCAGAAAGGCUUCUGCCAAGCAGAUUAAAAAGAACGAAAGAAAAAAAAAAAA